Sitodiplosis mosellana (orange wheat blossom midge) is the source of this 3016-nucleotide messenger RNA. RefSeq names its product arrestin domain-containing protein 17 (gene Vdup1). Lineage: Eukaryota; Metazoa; Arthropoda; Insecta; Diptera; Cecidomyiidae. The record is from RefSeq and is a predicted model, not a curated record. Gene Ontology annotation, biological process: protein transport. Gene Ontology annotation, cellular component: cytoplasm. The coding region runs from base 1042 to 2046 and encodes 334 amino acids. The transcript has 4 exons.
UCGUUCAGUAUUUGUGUGCGUUCCGUUGCAGUGUGAUGACUUGUAGCUGUUGUUCAUAUUUUUUUUGUGGCUGGAGCUAGUUGUGUGUUUAUUCGAAAAAGCGAUGACUGAAUAGAGAGAGCGAAAGAGAGAGAGAAAGAGUCUAAAUCGACUGUGUAGAACAAACAAUUGCAAAUAACGUUGUGUCGAAUAUUUAACUCGUUCUGAUGGAUUCACGUAUUCGAUUCGAUUGGCAGCAUUUCCAUUGUCAUUCCACAUAAUUUGCAUAUUCCUUUGUGUAGUUUUCAGCUCGCUGAAACAAUUCCUGUGGUCACCGAAAUAAAAUUCAAUUAACCACUGCAAAAUUGGUUGUGUUUUUAAUUUUCGAUUCGAUUUGAACUGUGAACAAAAAAAGACAAAAGCAUAUUGAAUUUUUGUGGUCCAGCCACGGGGUAUAUGUCAAUUGAUGUGUGUUGUUGUUGUUGUUGUUGUUAUUGUGAGUUGAAAAAAAAAUCAAAUUUAUUUAUUUUCCCCGAAUGCUGAAAACAAUAAACAAGGUGUGUGUACCAAUUUGCUGUUUAUUAAUAUCAUAGGGAUACGUGUGUGCGUGUAAAAACAGCUUUUCAAUUCGACCAUUUGUUUUAACAUUCAAUCAAUAUUCCGAAUAAAAUGUUAUCCCAUAACCAAAUUUGGUGGAAUUGAUCAAGGAUACUGAAAAACAAACCAAUGGCCAAAUGACGACCAACACCGAUCGACCCAUUCAAGCGUCCAACAAACAUAUCAAUUGCUCUACAUAAUUUCGUAUGAUAUUUCGUAGGUGUGACAAGUAAUUCUGUGUUUCUUUGACGACCGCCACAAGGCGAUUUUACAAAGUCAAAAUCGUGCUACCUUCGACGAGAAGUUUGGCUUUUGGAAUUGGUCAAUUUCCUCAACUUUUUUUCUCGUGCUGGCAUCUGCAAUUGGUGAAGAAAAAGUCAAGAGAAGUUUUCGUUAAAGCAGCAUUACUUCGGGCCAUUUUGAAUUGAAAACAUCACCUAGUCGGGCAAUAUAAUAUAACAAAAAAUGCCGAGAAAACUGUUGAAAUUCUUAAUUAUAUUUGACAAUCCGUCGUUGCUUUUUUUCCCUGGACAAUUUCUUUCGGGCCGUGUAUUGCUUGAGCUGCAAGACGAUACACCAGCACUUGGAUUGCAUUUCCACGUCAUUGGAGAGGGAGUCGUUCGUGCAAAGUCCGCACGCCAAGAAAGAACCUAUGACAAGGAAAGUUACAUAGAUUUUCGCAUGAGGCUACUAGGUGACCCUGACCAAGGACCAUCAGUCCUUUCUCCAGGAAUUCAUAGUUUCCCGUUUAAAUUGGGCCUUCCACUGGGCUUGCCGUCGACAUUUCUGGGAAGAUAUGGGUGGAUUCAAUACUAUUGCAAGGCAGCAUUGCGUGAACCAUCUGGUCUCAUUCAUAAAAACCAUCAAGUUUUUAUCGUCAUGAAUCCGAUCGAUCUGAAUUUGGAGCAACCGGUUUUAGCCAAACCAUUCAAAUGUGACGUUGAGCAUCGCGUCGGUGUGUCUUGCGUUGGCGGUGGUGUUAUUAAAUGCAGUGUCACACUCGACCGUGGCGGAUUCGUACCAGGCGAGAGCAUAUUGGUGUCAGCAUUUGUGUCGAACAAAAGUAAAAUUACAAUAAAAAGUACAAAAGCGGCGCUAACCGAAACGAUAGAGUAUUUAGCACGAGGGAAAAUUGUGCAGGUGGAAAAGCGUGAAUUGGCUGUUAUUGCACGUGGCAAGAUCAGAGCUGGUAUGGCUGAUAAAUGGCAAAACGAAAGCAUCUAUGUGCCUCCACUUCCUCCAACCAAUUUGGAAGGAUGCCAUUUAAUAUCGAUCAAAUACGACAUUUUCUUUAUCAUUGAGCCCAAAUCGAUGGAAAAAGAAAUUAAAAUUCAGCUACCAAUCACAAUUGGCACCUAUCCGUUUAGAAAUAGUAGCACAGAUAUUUCAAACACAUGGCCCGAGUCAAUAUUAAAACCUGACACCCACUAUCCGUCAACGCUACCAAUAUUCCGUCCAUUCGAGAAUUAAAAAAUUAAGUUGUAUUUGAAUGGUUUGGAGCGAAAAUGUAAUACAAAAAAGUUGAGUGGAAAAAUGUCAAUGAUGAAUGAGCGGAAAAGGGAUAGCUAUAUAGUAAACUGUAUAUUAAACUAUAGUGAACUAUAUAGCUAUCCCUUUUAAUUUGACAUUUUUCCGCUCAACUUUUCUGUAUUACAUUUUCGCUCCAAACCAUUCAUUUCAUAUAUGUAUACAAUUCGAAUGGUUCAGAAUUUGAACGAAAAGGCAAUAGUUACUAAGAUUCUAUGCGAUAUAUAUCUAUAGGUGAGAUUGAGAGUAGUGUAUGUUUCACUGACUUUGUUAUGAAAGAGACGAGUAAGUUUCUUUCGACUCAAAAAUGGUUAAAGGCGAGUAUGUUCAUUUUUGGCGGGUCGUCACGGUUUUUUGCGGUUUUCGUGGAACUGAUAAGAAAUAAGAGAUAACUGUCUUCAGCUAAGUUAUAGAGGACCUCGAGUACUACAACUUUAAAGUACCGAAGACACCAUGUUGUUAUCUCUUAUCAGUUGCGCGAAAACCGUGAAAAUCGCAGAGGCUAGACGGUACGCCAACAUACUCUACUUUAACGCCAACAGAAUCAUCAAAAAACAUACUCGCCUUUUCAAAAAUAUAAAUCGAAGAAAAAACAUACUCCACUCUCAAUCUCACCCAUAGAUAUAUUCAAAUGCUUGUAGUUCGCUUACGUAGAAGCAGAUGUUUUAAUGAUUUUAGCUGAAAAAGUGCCUUCAAAAGUGUCACUGCCAGCUUUUUUAUGAAGAAAUUUCUCUUCAAUUCAAUUGACUAGUUUGUAUAUAAUCAUGUUUGAACUCUUCCAAAGAGUGAGUCAAUACAAAUUAAUGAAUACUUACAUUUUUGCCAUAAGGAUGCAGCGGCGUAUUGUCAAUUUGCUAAUAUAAUAAUAAUGAAAUGAUUGAUUCAAAAAUAAAAAAAAAUUCAGUAUUUUAAA